Pygocentrus nattereri (red-bellied piranha) is the source of this 3497-nucleotide messenger RNA. RefSeq names its product solute carrier family 44 member 5a (gene slc44a5a). The record is from RefSeq and is a predicted model, not a curated record. NCBI's taxonomy places the organism in Eukaryota, Metazoa, Chordata, Actinopteri, Characiformes, Serrasalmidae. Bases 574 to 2712 code for a protein of 712 amino acids. Gene Ontology annotation, cellular component: membrane. Gene Ontology annotation, biological process: transmembrane transport. Gene Ontology annotation, molecular function: transmembrane transporter activity. The transcript is spliced from 22 exons.
UGAGCUAAACUGAUGGGGCUGAAUAGAGGGGUUUGUGUAAAUGAUGCUUUUUUGUGACGUCACAAAAACAGUGAGUUCAAAACGGGCUGGUUUUGAGGCUUAGUUUUCAUCUGUGGUUUGCAGGAGUGAACGGGGAGUGACUGGCAGCUAUAUGUUGGCAUAUCACGUCAAACUCUCUCAGCUACUUAAAAAAAUCGGUUUAGCGCUAUAUUGGCCCUUUAAAGGAUUCACUAAGCUCGAGCGCUUCCCGAUGACAACAGACUCUAGUUCCUGAGUUUAAGGGCUGAAGCGCGUGGAAAUUCAGACAGAAUUCCCUCCAAACUACCCGCUAAGGAGGGAAUGCGUGCGCGCGCGCCUGCGCGCGUGUGUGGCGGCACCUACUGUAAAUGCUCCACUCCAUCUGACGGCUCGUGCGUGAGCGGCGCUGACGCUUUCCUCCGCGUGCAUCCCGCAAACAACUCGACAGCAGACGCCGAGCCCGGACGCCUCCUCGAGCCCCGGACGCCACUUUAACACGUUUCAGACCGAGGGGGGGUCGGCUCUGCACCUGUGGGCGACCCGCACGCGCUGAAGAUGGCGAGGAGAAGCGAAGUCCCGGCGGUUUAUUACGGUGAACCACGCAAGUUUGACCCAACGUUCAGAGGGCCGAUUCAUAACAGAAGCUGCACAGACGUACUGUGCUGUGUGCUGUUCAUCAUUGUCAUCUUCGGCUACGUUGCGCUGGGCACUGUGGCCUGGAUUCACGGAGACCCGAGAAAAGUGAUAUAUCCCACUGACAGCUCAGGCCAGUUCUGUGGACAGAAAGGCACAGCCAACGCAAAGAAAACCAUACUCUUCUACUUUAACAUACUGAAAUGUGCCAGCCCUGCAGUUUUAAUAAAUCUCCAGUGUCCUACUACUCAGAUGUGUGUUUCGAACUGUCCGGACCGCUUCGCCACCUACACGGACAUGCAGCUACAGUACAGGUUCAACAAAAGCCACUGGGAGUACUACAAACAGUUCUGCAAACCAGGCUUCAACAACCCCAAGAAGCCUGUAGCGCAGGUCCUGCGAGACGAGGACUGUCCAUCAAUGAUAGUGCCCAGCAGACCAUUUCUGCAGCGCUGCUUUCCAGACUUCAUCACCAGAAAUGGGACGUUAACGGUGGCCAAUAAAACUGCCUUCAAAGACGCACUGGACACGGCACGGAGUGUGACUGAACUCAGAGACGCAGCCAAUGGUAUAACAGGUAUACUAGAUGCCAAACAGUUGGGUAUGAAAGUCGUAGAGGACUACGCCAACUCUUGGUACUGGGUUGUGAUAGGGCUGAUCAUAGCGCUGGUGGUCAGUCUGAUCUUCAUCCUGCUGCUCCGCUUCACUGCUGGCUUCCUUCUCUGGUUCAUCAUCAUUGCCGUCAUUGUACUCGUAGCCUACGGAAUCUGGCACUGUUACUCGGAGUUCACAGCACUGAGAGAAACUCCUGGAGCGGACGUCACGAUCUCAGACAUCGGCUUCCAGACGGACGUCCACGUCUACCUGCAGCUCAGCCAGACCUGGCUGGUCUUCUUGGUCACUCUGGGUUUGACUGAAGCUUCUAUAGUUCUGAUGCUGAUCUUCCUGAGAAACAGAGUGCGCAUCGCCAUCGCCCUGCUGAAGGAGGGCAGCAAGGCCAUCAGCUACAUCACAUCUGCUUUAUUCUACCCGGUCAUCACCUUCCUGCUGCUGGUCAUCUGUAUCUCCUACUGGGCUGUUACGGCAGUCUUUCUGGCAUCUUCUGGUGAAGCCGUCUACAAAGUGAUGUCAGCGCAGCCCAACUGCAAAUACACCAACCUCACCUGCAGCCCAGAAACCUUCAACAGCACCAACAUCACUAAGCAGUGUCCUGGAGCUCAGUGCCUGUUUGCGUUUUACGGAGGUGAGAGCGCGUAUCAUCGCUACAUCUUCAUCCUGCAGCUCAGCAACCUGCUGGUCUUCCUCUGGCUGGUGAACUUCACCAUCGCUCUGGGACAGUGCACCAUCGCUGGAGCUUUCGCCUCCUAUUACUGGGCCAAAAGGAAACCAGCGGACAUCCCGCCCUGUCCCGUCUUCUCUUCUUUCACCCGCGCCAUACGGUAUCACACAGGGUCUCUUGCCUUUGGCUCACUGAUCUUAGCGUUUGUCCAGCUCAUCCGGAUCAUCCUUGAAUACCUGGACCACAAACUCAAAGGAGCUCACAACGUUUUUGCCCGGUUCCUGCUCUGCUGUCUGAAGUGCUGCUUCUGGUGCCUGGAGCGCUUCAUUCGCUUCAUGAACAGAAACGCCUACAUCAUGAUCGCAAUUUAUGGCAAGAACUUCUGCACGUCAGCGCGGGAAGCGUUCUAUCUGCUGAUGAGGAACGUAGUGAGGGUGGCAGUGUUGGACAAAGUUACAGACUUUCUGCUCUUCUUAGGGAAGCUCUUGGUCGCAGGAAGUGUGGGCGUCGUUGCCUUCUUUUUCUUCACACACAAGAUUCCCAUCAUUCAGGAGGAAGUUCCGGUCUUAAAUAACUACUGGGUGCCUCUGCUGACAGUUGUGUUCGGGUCCUACUUGAUUGCACACGGCUUCUUCAGCGUCUAUGCAAUGUGUGUGGAUACCCUGUUCCUUUGCUUCUCUUUGGACCUGGAGAAGAACGACGGCUCGGCGGCUCGGCCGUUUUACACAAGCAGCUCGCUGAGGAGGAUCCUGAGGAAACGCCGCAGGCCGAAGGGCAAAUAAACUGAACCAUUCACAUCAAACACUAGAGGGCGCCAGCAGUUUUUUAAAAAGCAUCCAUCAAAUCAACAAACCUGCCCGCAGCAGUUUCAGGACAUGUAUCUGAAUUUACCAUAAUAUUACCAUUUUCCAAUAUCCUACUGCAAACCUUAAACCACUUCAUUUGAGCACUGCAUUCACAGGAAAUGGAAAAACACUGAAAGCUGCUGCUGUCCUACAGGGAAUAUCGUAUUUCCACAUUUUAGCAUAAUUCAAUGGUUAAGAUAUAAAUGGAGUCAUUCAGGGUGGUUUGAUGGGAAAUUCUCCACUCUAGACAAACUUUAAGUCGUGGUUUUGGAUAGUAAAUAAAAUGGCUAUACUUUUGUAGUCAUGGCGACCCCUGGUUCCCAUCGCCGCCACAAUAAAGAGCACCUACUAUGAACCAUUUCUCAUCAAACCACUCUGAAUCACCGUUUACAUCUCAGUGACUUAAUUAUGCAGAAACCUUGAAAAAUAGAGGGAAAAAUAAUUCCCCUUUAAUUUGACUGAAUUCAACACCCUCGUUUGUCCGCCGUCAGUUUUAAAGUUAACAAUUUCCAGUCAAGACUGUCAUCACUGCUAACCUGUAAUUGGCACCUGCAAAUAACAGCUCUUGUAAUAAGUUACAGCUAAGUGAGCAUCAAUACGGCACGUUAACCAGCUGCUACAAGACCGAACAUGAACUCUGAUUAACACUCAUCUCACUAGACAAUUUGUGCUCAGCCCUCAAUAACAAUUUAAUCAUCUUUCCAUUAUGCAAGGACAUUUGU